GUGUAGCGGUCACGUGGGAGGGCGGCCGCUCUUCCCGUUCUGCUCUCUUGUCCUGCGCGUCCUCCGCCCCCCCAACCCCUUAUUCAGUCCUAAAGGUGACGGCUGGGAAUGGGAGUGUUGGGUCUGCGCUAGAAUCGAGGCCAGCCUCUUUGAUUGACACUAUCCCACAGAGUGGUGGGAGUGGAAAGCAGCAUUGCCUUGCAAAGCGCGUUGCUGUAUGAGUACGGGUCCUUGAUUAUAGUAAUCAGAAUUUAUUUAUAUCCCAUUUAUUAUUUUUACAAAUAACUCAAGGCGGCGAACAUAUGCAACACAUCUUCCUCCUCCUAUUUCCCCCACCACAACAACCCUGUGAGGUGAGUUGGGCUGAGAGUGAGUGACUGGCCCAAGGUCACCCAAAUACGGAAUCACCUUCUUACGACAAGUCUUAAAUUCUUCUUAAAAUGUCUGUCAGUAGUAAAAUAAUUUAUCUAAUGAAUAAAGUACCUGGAAAGAAACGAUUUGGUAUCUACAGAUUUCUUCCUUUCUACUUCAUUCUCGGUGGUGCUAUGGAAUGGUUUAUGAUUAAUGUUCCAGUCGGCAAUCAGACCUUUUAUGAUGUUUAUCGUAGAAAAGAGGCCGAGAAAUAUUACCAGAAAUUGAAAGAAAAGUGAAUUCCACACUGAAUCAUCUGUACAUAAUGGAUUCUAAACUAAUAAAUGAAACUAAGUUUCAAAGUUUGCUAAAAUAUGAAUACCGGCUGUAUUUUGUUCAGUGAAAUGUAUUUUUGUAAUCUUUCUUAUUUUGAGUAAAAAAAAUAAUUAUGUAUUUUGGUGAACUCAAGUGCCAUCAGGUUGGUAUUGACUUCAGUGACCACAUAAAUCAUCUCCAAGUGUAUCUGUCCCCAUCCUGAUCCUUCAGGACUUUCAGUGGUGUACUCUGCUGCUGUAAUUGAAGUGCUCAGAUCUUAAGGUAAAAGUUUCCCCCGUCUAGUUGUUUCUAAGGGGUGGGACUCAUCUCCAUUUCUUAGCCGAAGGAGCCAGCAUUGUGCGAAGACAUUUCUGUGGUCAUAUGGUCAGCAUGACUAUAACUCAGAUCUACUCAUAUAUUAAAUAACAGUAAGAUUGGUUACUUGUUGCAUUUUAGAAAAUGUUGUUUUAGAACUGUUGCUUUGUGACAUUUCAUUAUUGAUUUAUCAUUUUUUGUAAAUAUACACAAUCACAUGUUUAUGUAUUAUUAAAGUAAAAGGAAUUAUUUUACUGUU
Pantherophis guttatus is the source of this 1240-nucleotide messenger RNA. It is a transcript of the gene UQCC5, whose product is annotated as ubiquinol-cytochrome c reductase complex assembly factor 5. The record is from RefSeq and is a predicted model, not a curated record. NCBI's taxonomy places the organism in Eukaryota, Metazoa, Chordata, Lepidosauria, Squamata, Colubridae.